CCGCGACCGCUUCCUCUGCUCCUCUUCCUCCUCUCCUCUCGCAUCCGCAGCUUCCCCAGCCAGCUAGGGUUUGCAGAUGACGACCGCGGCGCGCCCCACCUGGGCGCCGGCCAAGGGCGGCAACGAGCAGGGGGGCACCCGCAUCUUCGGCCCCUCCCAGAAGUUCUCCUCCCGCGACCUCGCCGCGCACACCUCCCUCAAGCCAAGAAAAGACGGUCAACAGACCCAAGAGGAGUUACAGAAGAGGAAUCUCAGGGAGGAACUUGAGGAACGUGAGCGCAAGCACUACUCUUCCAAGGAUAAGUCCUAUGCCGAAGAAAGAGACCGGCGGAAAAGCUCUAGCCAUCUACUCUUAGAAGGUUCAAAGAGAGAGACAGAGGAUAAGAUAGUUCCACGAGAAAUCGAUGCUGAUGACUCCGAUGUGGAGCCUAAAAGCGAUGACGAGAGCGAUGAAGAUGAUGAUGACGACGACACUGAAGCUCUAAUGGCAGAGCUUGAGAGGAUUAAGAAAGAAAGAGCCGAGGAGAAGCUUAGAAAGGAGCGGCAACAAGCAGAAGAGGAGGCCAAGAUGAAGGAGGCUGAACUGAUGCGGGGAAACCCGUUGAUUAAUAUCAACAAUGCUGGCUCCUUCAGUGUUAAGAGAAGGUGGGACGACGACGUGGUAUUCAAGAAUCAAGCACGAGGAGAGACCAAGACACCGAAACGGUUCAUCAACGACACCAUCAGGAGUGAUUUCCACCGUAAAUUUCUUCAGAGGUACAUGAAGUGACGCUUCCGUCGUUCACAAUUCAGCCUGGAGCCCCUCAUCGUUAUCAUGUUUGUGUAUGAGCGAAAGAUCAUUAUUGUGUUGUUGUAUGAAACAAGAGUGUAAACAUAUGUCUACUACUUAACAAAGUUAUGCUGAGCAAUGCAUAUCCUAGUUGAAUGUGACAAUGCUAUGUUUUCUAUAUUUUGACGUUAUUUGGUUGUAAUCAUAUUUAAGUUUGACUAGGAAAGAUGAGCUCAGAGAGCAGCACAGAUGGAUUGAGUAAGGGUGUGUUUGGUUGAGUGGAGAACGGUUGUACGAAAGAGGGGCGAACUCUAUAAAUUAUUGGGAUGUUCUUGCUCCACUAAAAUGAUUGACGAUGGGUAGGCUCUAUUCUCCAGUUCAACCAAACACACCCUGAGAUGUGAGAUCAACUCCAGCAGCCUCCUGUGUAUGGCUAAUCUAAGAAACUUUGCAUCGCGUGUCCU
Zea mays is the source of this 1233-nucleotide messenger RNA. RefSeq lists its product as uncharacterized. The coding region runs from base 77 to 769 and encodes 230 amino acids. The transcript is spliced from 7 exons. The record is from RefSeq and is marked predicted. Gene Ontology annotation, biological process: mRNA cis splicing, via spliceosome. NCBI's taxonomy places the organism in Eukaryota, Viridiplantae, Streptophyta, Magnoliopsida, Poales, Poaceae. Gene Ontology annotation, molecular function: RNA binding. Gene Ontology annotation, cellular component: catalytic step 2 spliceosome.